Messenger RNA from Xiphias gladius (swordfish), 2261 nucleotides. RefSeq names its product carnosine dipeptidase 2 (gene cndp2). Gene Ontology annotation, cellular component: cytosol. Gene Ontology annotation, biological process: proteolysis. The coding region runs from base 75 to 1499 and encodes 474 amino acids. The transcript is spliced from 12 exons. The record is from RefSeq and is a predicted model, not a curated record. Lineage: Eukaryota; Metazoa; Chordata; Actinopteri; Istiophoriformes; Xiphiidae. Gene Ontology annotation, molecular function: metallodipeptidase activity.
CACUUUCAACCACAGACUGUACCAGCGUUUGGACAACAGGAGCAGUCAGUCAGCUCCUCCUGUCGUUGGCAAAGAUGGCUCAUCUUUCUGCGCUCUUCAAGUAUGUGGAUGAACACCAGGAUCUGUAUGUGCAGCGCCUUGCUGAAUGGGUAGGAGUCCAAAGUGUGUCUGCUAUUCCAGAGAAGCGUGGCGAGAUCAAGAAGAUGAUGGAGAUGGUAGCCAGCGACAUUGAGAAGCUUGGGGGCACAGUGGAGAUGGUGGACAUUGGCAAACAGACGCUUCCCUCUGGAGAGGAGAUCCCCUUGCCUCCUAUCAUCCUGGGGCAUGUGGGGUCAGACCCAGGUAAGAAGACUGUGUGUAUCUACGGCCACCUUGAUGUCCAGCCAGCCUGUAUCGAUGAUGGCUGGGAUACAGAGCCUUUCACUCUGGUGGAGAAAGAUGGUAAGCUCUAUGGAAGAGGUUCUACUGACGACAAGGGUCCAGUGUUGGCCUGGUUUAACUGCAUUGAAGCCUACCAGAAGAUCCAGCAGGAGCUUCCCAUCAACAUCAAAUUCUGCUUCGAGGGGAUGGAGGAAUCUGGAUCUGAGGGCCUGGAUGGACUGGUGUUUUCUCGAAAAGACACCUUCUUAAAAGACGUGGACUAUGUCUGCAUCUCUGACAACUACUGGCUGGGCAAGACCAAACCCUGCAUCACCUACGGUCUGAGAGGAAUCUGCUACUUCUUCACUGAGGUGGAGUGCUGUGAGAAGGACCUGCACUCAGGGGUGUUCGGCGGCUCUGUUCAUGAGGCCAUGACCGACCUUAUCGCACUUAUGGGCUCCCUGGUAGACAGGAAGGGGAAGAUUUUGGUUCCUGGGAUUUAUGACAGCGUGGCCCCUCUGACAGAAGAGGAGAAAAAGCUGUAUGAGAAAAUAGAUUUUGACUUGGAUGAGUACUGCAAAGAUGUUGGAGUUGAACAGCUGCUGCAUGACACUAAGGAGCAAAUCCUAAUGCACCGCUGGAGAUACCCAUCUCUUUCUCUUCAUGGUAUUGAGGGAGCUUUCAGUGAAACAGGAGCAAAGACUGUUAUUCCCCGCAAGGUCAACGGCAAGUUCUCCAUCCGCCUCGUCCCUGACAUGGACCCCAAAGUUGUGGAGAAGCAGGUUAUCGACCAUCUGCAGAAGAAAUUUGCUGAAAUGGGAUCCCCCAACAAACUGAACGUGUACAUGGGCCAUGGAGCCAGAGCUUGGGUCUCUGACUUCAACCACCCACACUUCAUGGCUGGUCGAAAGGCCAUGAAGACAGUCUUUGGUGUGGAGCCUGACCUGACUCGUGAAGGUGGAAGCAUCCCUGUCACCCUGACCUUCCAGGAGGCCACAGGGCGUAACGUCAUGCUGCUUCCUGUUGGAUCCUCUGAUGAUGGAGCUCACUCCCAGAAUGAGAAAAUCAACAGAUCCAAUUACAUUCAGGGAAUCAAGAUGCUGGGUGCGUACUUCCACGAGGUUUCCAAGCUGGAGUGAAGUGAUGUCUGAUCAUGAAAAAUGCAAAAUAAUGUCCAUCCUCACAAUCAGAGCUGUAGCUUUUGGGGUAUGAUUGAGCUUCCACAGUGAGUGUUUUAAACACAAUGCCUCCUAAUUAUAAAAGCGUUUUUCUUUGUUGUCCUACUGGUCACACUCAUUAACACCUUAAUAGGUUUUGCUGUUGCCUUAAUACAUAACAUGAAUUAUCUGCUUACAAUAAACCGUAAUGUCAUCGGAUUUAGAAAAUAAUGUUAGGUGAUUUUUUUUCUGUGUCCAAAGUCUGCUUAAAGUAUGUAGUGAAGAAUGAUCAAGCAGGUAUCGAACGUGUUUGAUGUCUCUGUGACAACAGGCUCACAAAAAGUAGGAUCUGUGCUUAUGGUCUUUAAGCCAAAGCCAAAUCUAGCUGGAAACGACUGUAGUAAAAAAAUGAAGCAAAGCAGGGUACACAACCUGGAUAAUUCCACACUUACUAAGAGGGUGAAGUUCUCCUGCAAAGCCGAGGUGGACCAAAAGCCUUUAACAGUCAUAAGAGUACCAGAUACUCAAAAGACUAGCAUCUGUGUCAUUUAAACUGGAUUAUGUCAGAUUACAGACUGGUAUCAAUGGGGCUCAUUCAGACUAAAGUGUGCAAAGCAACCUCGGUUAAUAUCUGCAUAAAGUGAUUAUUAAGAUGGUUGAUUGAUGAGUAUGAUGUUUGCAUUGUAUUAUUAUUUUUUUUUUUUAUCAGAUCAUAGUUUACUGCAGGAACAAAAAAUUGAAAAG